AUGAUGCAUAUCAAAAGCAGUCCUACCACACCGGUGGUUGGUGAGAAGCGGCCCAGAGCGGAGAGGAGAGAAUCACCGCAACAAGAACCACGCAAAGUGUCCAGUUUCAUUCAACGGUUUUAUUUGUUUGGCAAUAACGCUAACACUCCGCUCGAUCCGGAAGCAGAAACCGAGACACCAAAGGUGAAGAAGGCGAAAGCUUCUGAACAGCAAACGGUUGACGUUAAGCGAGAUCUGAAACCAACAGUAAGGUCUUCGAGCUCUGAGAGUACCGUUGUUGGUGUGCAGUCGUCGUCCGAUGCGUCCGAAGAAUCGAAUCCCGUGCAGUAUCCAUCAUACAGUGUACAGCGAUUGAGACAAUUUUGGAACAAUCGGUUGCUGUCGGGAUCGAAUCAACAAACUCCUUCCGGGUCUUCCAUCGACACUUUGGUUAGAAAAGCGAAGAGUGCCACGAUUGGAGCACCUACUGGUGCAGCCGCUCGUACCGUUCUGCGCAAAUCACCAUCGCCAAAAGCCGUCACACGAUUCCAUCGAAACGGUUCGAUUACUCGUUCGGGAAGGCGACGGUUAACGAUAGAUAAUUCUGAUAGUACACGGAUCGGGGCAGACACAUGCCUACGUUCUACACAACCACCGAAACGAAGCUCCCAAGCUGCACUGCUUAGCCCUGAUCGGGGGGAAGUCCAACGGGCGCUAGUAGAAAAGCGACAGUGUGUUGGAUCACCAACAGUGGCUUCUGGAUCGACCGUAAGAGACUCUUUCCCUCUGGCAAUAGCUUCCUCAACUGGUAGCCAAAUCCAUUGGGCACGUCGAACGGAAUUGCUAGGAAUUCGUGCGGUGACACGGGAGGAAAAGAAGCAGAGCCUCAAAAUGCCACUACGAGCAGAAAACUACGUCAACAGCUUCAUCGAUGUGGACAUACAAAGUGUUGUCGAGCAGGAUAACGAUAAGGCAAUGGAAGCGCCUCACGAGCUACCAAAUGAGGCUGUAGAGAAGUUACCACCGAUAUCCAUCUCAAAUACCCCUGCAACACCCGUACGCCAACCUAAUACAUCUUCCCUUGGACGUAAAGGCAAUACGCCAACGCGAAAAAUAAGCUUUUUGAACAAUAUCUCACCGUACAAUCGUAAAUUGUUGGCUUGCAAUGGUACAAAGGUGGCCGCCUUGACCAGUAAAUUCAACCAAAUGAUCCAACAGGAUGCGGGAUUGCUGGAACAGGUGCAGAAGCGUGGCGGAUAUCUUCACAAAUGUGGCAAUGUAGCGUACAAAGUGAUCGAAGAUCCCGGAACCGAGGGAAUAUACGGGUUUACCGCGUCGGGACGUAAUAGCGGUGCGAGAAGUAGCUUACGGAAGAAAAAUUCUAAUGCUUCCAUUACCUCUGCUGGUGGCACUGCUAGUUGCGCUGCUACUGGUGGCAACAAGACGGAUGAAAGCUCCGACGAAAUUUCUUCAGUAUCGAGCAAGAAUUCUUCGAUUCGCAAAACGGGAUUAAGAAAGCGACCCAGCUUGAGGAAGAAUAUUUAUCGGCGACCGGAUUGGGAAACGGGACGAAGUUCCCUCGGUGUGCGUAAAGUACUAGAGAUGUUUGAACCCAACUUGCACCAUUCCCGUGGAAAGCGAACGGAGAGUGGUGACACGGGUAAACCGCCACCAGGACGAAGUAAACCGAAGGUGCCAGACAAAAGCGAACAAGUGCUGCAGAAAACGAAGUCGAAAAAGGUGAUAAGGGAGGGAGGCGAUAGAAAUAAUAAGAGGAUCCAAAAAGAUACAUUACAAUCGACUAGGAAUGAUGAUUCCGUUGAUGAAAUGAUGGAGGAGAGUGUCGUAGAUGGCAGUAAACAGGUAGUAACAAAUGAGAUGUUAACUGAUACAGAAGCACGUAUACCUAUGCCCAUGCACUGUACCACGCUGAGUAGUAGUCAGAAAAUUGUAUUCACGCCAAAGCACACUACAGAGCAAGAAGAAAACAGUAGCGAUUUACUGGAAACUGAAGAAUGCUUUCCCCUUCAGAUUGCGUCAGAUACUACAGCUCUAGUGGAGAAUACGGGGGAAAAUGCGCUCCUGUCGGAUGUCGAUAAUGUAUUUGGAGAGGUUGAUUCUAUUUACGAUCGGAUAGGUGAAGAUAAUUGUACGGUUCAUUUGAAUGCAAAAAUAACUACCGAUUCUAAUGAUCCCAUCGAAACUGUUGCCUCGAAGAAUGAAGCUAACGAGAAGGAUAAGAAUAAAAGUGCCGUGUCCAAAAUUCAUGGACGACUCAUGUUCCGAUCGUCUAAUAAGGCAACAGCGGAAAUUUCAUCGCCAGUAAGCGAAACUCUGGAAGAAAAUUUAAUUUUACCAGAGGAGAACAAUUGCUUUAGUGAGCAGUAUGCAACUUACAGUUCGAUUGAUAAGGGAAACAAGAACACCGGUGAAGCGCCUGCUGAGGAUUUCGUCAAACGUAACUACGAAAUGGAACCAGCAACAUUACCAAAGGAAAUUAAGGAGAAAAAGAAAACCAAAAGCACCGUGUCGAAAAUUUACGAACGUUUGACGUUUCGAUCGUCCAAGAAGAUAGUGACACCGCUUGAAAAGUCGGAUGAACUAGUAAUCAUUAGGGAAGAGGACAAUAGUCGAAAGACUACCGGGCUGCGAAGGUCCUUUGUGUCAUCAAUCGAAAUUCCAUCAAUGCACUCAGAUGAAACCUCAUUUCCACCGAGUCAACAUACCCCCGAUUCAUCGAGUGGGAAGGAUACUUCAGAGCAGAAGAUUCUCGAUGCGAUCAGUGUUGUUAGUCAGAGGAUCGAUAAUCUAUCAAAAAGCUUCAACGAUUUAACUCUCAGCGAUGCCGAACAUAGUAAGGAGGAUACCCUACCAAACGCCGAAGAAGAUAUUCAGCAAGUGCGCCCAAAUGCGUCCUUCCUUUUCCGUGGCAUGGGUGCAGGAGGUUCCGGGGUUGAUAUGGGAGGCAAGCACGCUAGUCAGCGCAAUAUCGUCGAAGCAGUCAACACGGUCGUAAUCAACAAAUCCAUUUCGAUGGAUGAUCAUCAUUUUCCGUGUUCGCGUGGCGAGAUCAGCAGGAUGAGUCUUAACGAACGUUCCCGAGCGCAGCAUAGUCUAGAGAAUGAUUAUGAGCUGGUCACACGACCUGAGGAGAAACCUGCGCAAUUGGAAGGACAAGUUUUUUGCUCCGCUCCCUCAAUCACGAUCGAUUUAACUGAGCUUACUACCAAAAUAGAGUCUUUCGUUCAUAAAUCUAAGCGAGAAUCGGAAAACAUUUAUCAGUGCAUUCCACGAAAAUCCGCAAUUUCGAAUUUAAGCCAAAUCCUGCCCGAGGAUGCCAUCAGCAUUAACAGUUACGAAUCGUUUGAAAACUACGAAUCGAUUGAACACGAGGCCCUGUCGAACAUGCGUAAACAACCUGCUGAGAAAGCAUCCCGAGAAGAAGAUACGUAUGAGAUAUGCAGUCCGCCGCCAGAAUUGCCACCAGCCCGUGAGGAUAAUCGAAAUGAUCUUACCCUCCCUCAACCAAAGCGCAAUCUAUCCACAUCCCCCAAAACACUCCCUAAACACCUGCAGGUGACUUAUCAGUCCAAUUACGAGCGUAUCAAGUACAGCAAGAUUCCACCGAGACCACCGAAACCGGAGGAGAUCCCACUGCCGCCGCGAAACAACUCUACCACAAACAUUGCCACUCUAACAAACGUUACGUUGGAAAGUAUUUCUUCUACGGAAGCAACGCCGAGCCCGGGCGGAGAUUUGCUGGACAAAUCACCCCACGGACAGGAGAACAUAUACGAGGAGAACAUCUACGACACGAUCCGCAGUGCGGACGGUGUCGAUUAUGACGAUCCGGCGUGUGGUGGAAGCUCCGCCGAGAUGGAACCAAGCCAAGCGAAUAAUCCACCGACCAGAGUCAGGCCGUCAGGAUCGAGACAGCAACCGUCUCCACCUGCUGAUAGCGUAUCGCUCGUAUCAUCCAACUGUUACGAGUCGAUCGGUUUACGGUUGGAGUACGAUCGACAUUUAACGCUCACACGGCGCAACAUGGCCGGUGGAUCGACAACGACGCUGGCGUCCGAUCAAAUCACCAACAGCCUGUACGGUACCACGGCUGGACUGGCGAGCUUAACACCACCAAGUGACCGUGGUAGUGACACAAGCAACAGUGCCGACUGGACCGACAUCUCCGACGAGGAUGAGACCGAACGUACUGACAUGGCGCCGACGGCACCGGGAUCGAAGCGACCGAACUUUAUCGUUGUGCGGGAGCGUAAGCGUAUUCAUCAAACACCGUUAAGGUCGCGGAAACUGGCUCGUAUCUCGCACCCGAAGAUAGACGACGAUUCCGAUCAUCACUACGAAUCGCUAUACUCGAUUGGCUCGAAUGAAGAUCGACAACAGCUCGUUUCUAGCUACAGUACGUCACAAGCGGACCGAUCGGUGUUGCCGAGCGCUGCGGGAUGUAACUUCCAUCAACACAGGGCCGGUGAUUCAACCGCAGCCAUACUUCUGCCCAAUGAUGACGAGUUCGAUUCGUUCGACAGUGAUGACACGGAGGAAGACUACGAAGACGAAGACGAGGAGCGUAACCGGGCCCGGACAGACAGCGGGGUAGAUAUACGGAAUGCAAAGCUGCCCGAUCCGCCACCCUCCAACAGCCAGGUGUACGUGCUGGUGCAGAAGAUCAAGAAUCUCGGCACACUGUCCGAGAUAGCGAAAAGCUUCCACAAGCUGUCGAAGAAAAAACCAACCAAAGGCAGUAGUACGGGCGCGACGUACGAGAAUGCUGCCACCGUCCUAUCCUCGAAGCCCCCCGGCAGCAAAGGUACCAAAAAAUCGUCCUCCAAAACGUUCAUCAAGCUCCCGCUCCCUUUAGUCGGCGGUGGUGGUGGUGUGCCGAAACCACCGCCAGAGGAUUACGAGCAUGCUCCGUUCGCGGGUACGCAUCCGGCGCAGCCUGGUUCAUGCUUGCUGCUAGCUUCUUCACAAUCUUCAUCUUCAGUCUCCGCGUCUAACCCUCCGCUUGCGGCCAUGUCUAGUCCCGUCCCGGAGCAAUCGCACGGGCCUCCAUCCACCGGGGUACGCAGCACGAGUGAAUCCAGCAACGUGAGCAGUAAUAUGCCGGGACCACACCAGAGUGCGCUGGCCGAUUCGGUGGCACGCAAAAAGUCCAAGAGUACCAAAUCGCUGCGCUCGAAGUUGCGCAAAAGUCUCGUGUCUGACUCGACGAGCCUCAAUAUCGGCAGCUCGUUCAAUGGAUCGCGGAGCACAUUUUACGUGACGUCCGCGGACGUUGAUUCGGGAAUAUUCAACGGUUCCGAGGGAUGCCUUAAUCCACCGACCAGUGUGUCUCAAUCGGAGAUGGGACCAUCGAAACCGUUGGAAGACAAUCGGCGAAAAUCGAUAGCCUCUGCCAUCGGUACCACGAGCCACCAUCGACCAUCGAUUCCGCCCCCUCCGCCACCGGCCGAAGCAAGCAAAAGGACGAAUGUGACAUCCUCGCUAUCUCCACUAUUGACGGCCAACAAGUCAUCAAGUAAGAAGCUGGGUGCCACCUCAUGGUACGCAGAGUGUGGCGUCUUUAAACAGCCCCACUCGUUCGGUACCGGCAGCGAUCAGUCGCUGAGUGGUGGCAAACCGAGUAGCAUCAGUCCUCGGAGCUCGAUACCACCCAAAACCGGAGAUGGUGGUGCUGCCGACCGGACACUGACAAACAAUGGCCAUACAACUUCGUCGUGGUAUGCGGACAUCUACCAAACCAGCGGAGCCUCGGUGGCCAGUUCGAGCGAAAGCUCCGGUGUUUCAACCGGUGGAGAAGGUGGACCGGGUGACGAUCACUCCCACAGCAUGUUCGUCAAUGAACCACUGUACCAGAUCUAUAACGCUGCCAAGCUGGAAUCGAUCACACGUGAUAUCGAUGCGGAGAUUAAUGGCCGCACGGAGGCGGAGCUGUACGAUGAUGGGUACGAGAAGAUAGCGGAGCGCAACCGUCGGCGCACUGCGGCGGAAGGAGGUGAUGAAGGUGGUUCGACAAGCUCGGGUAGCUCUUCCACCGAGGGAGACGAUCGUAGCGACGAGUCUUCCGUGCACCUACGUAAACCAUCGCGCCCAACCGCACUGGAACUGAUCGAGCCUCACAUCGGUAAGCUGCGCACCCUUUGGUGCGAGGUUCCGGAGGUUCGAAACUCAGAAAUACUAGCCACCUUAACACCAACGGAGAAACGCCUGCAGGAGGCCAAGUUCGAGAUACUAACCUCCGAAGCAUCCUAUCUGAAAUCGCUCAAUCUACUUCGAACGCACUUUGUCAAUCAUCCGGCAUUCCGGGACACUCGCAUACUGAGCUCCUCGGAACGGAAAACACUCUUCUCCUCGAUCAUUCCGGUGCAGGAGUGUUCGGAUCGGUUGCUGUGCGAUCUGGAGAACUGCUGGCAGGAUAAUAUUAUGCUGCUUGGGCUGAGCCACAGCAUCUACAAGCAUGCCGAGAAGCACUUCCACGUGUACGUGACGUACUGCGAGCACCAGGCAAAGAUCGACCGAACGCUGAAGGCGCUGCGGGCGAACAAGCCCGAAUUCGCUCGAACGCUUACCGCGCUCGAGGCAGACCCGGUGUGCUGUAGCCUAAGUUUGUCCUCCUUUCUGAUGUUACCGAUGCAGCGAAUUACACGCAUGCGCUUGUUGCUGGAUGCGGUUCUGCAGCGUUGCCAUCCGGAGGAUGACGACGAGUUCGGCAGCUGGGAAAGCACCUUCGUGUUGAUUAACCGUAUCCUGACGCAGUGUAACGAUGCGGCACACCGGAGCGAACAGCUGUACGAGAUGGAGCUGCUAUCGCGUCAGAUUGAGUUCCCGACCAAUGUCCGCCCGUUGGCAAUUGUGCCGUGCGGCAUUGGUGCUGCCACCAUGCACCGUAAGCUGGAGAAACGGGGAGAACUCGUACAUCUGCUGUGGCGCGGUGACGAUGCGAAGCUUACCUUUGGAAAGAAAAUGUCCAAGAGCAAUGUGUACGCGUUCCUCUUCACCGAUUUGCUGGUGUUGACCAAAAAGAAAAGCGAUGACAGCUAUCUUGUGAUCGAUUACUGUCAACGGGCAUUAUUGACCGUCAGCUCGGGUGACAUAGUGCCCGGUUUGCCUGCGAAGGAGAUGCAAACGAUCGGUAAAAAUCUCAUCAUUAUGACACUGUUGGAGAACCAUGAGGGCAAGACGAUAGAAAUGUUUCUUAGCUGCCCGUCCGAAACAGAGCGCGAACGGUGGCUAAUGGUGACGGAACCGCCGGCAUCGGAAAACCCGGACGAAAAGAUCUACGAACAGUGGGAUUGUCCGCAGGUGAUAGCAGUCCAUCCCUACCAAGCUCUGCAACCGGACGAACUCGAUCUCGACAUUAAGGACGUGGUGAACGUGCAUCGAAAGAUGGCUGAUGGUUGGUACGAAGGCGAACGCAUCCGCGACGGUGCGGUCGGUUGGUUCCCGAGCAAUUACACAAAGGAGAUCCCGUCGGCACACAUACGGGCGAAGCACAUCAAGCAACGCCACCUGCUGCUAACGUACACCUCCAAGUACAUCGACACUGCCACUAAAGCCCAUCAGCAUCUUCAUCAUCAUCAGCAGCAGCAGCAGCAGUUGCAGCACCACUAUCACCAGCACGUCAAAAAGUGA
Molecule: messenger RNA, 7629 nt
Organism: Anopheles marshallii
Lineage: Eukaryota; Metazoa; Arthropoda; Insecta; Diptera; Culicidae
Exons: 7
Coding region: 1-7629 (2542 amino acids)
Biological process (GO): activation of GTPase activity
Molecular function (GO): protein binding; guanyl-nucleotide exchange factor activity
Source: RefSeq, a predicted model, not a curated record